Emys orbicularis (European pond turtle) is the source of this 1710-nucleotide messenger RNA. It is a transcript of the gene MPP2, whose product is annotated as MAGUK p55 scaffold protein 2. Gene Ontology annotation, cellular component: plasma membrane; cell-cell junction. The transcript is spliced from 12 exons. The coding region runs from base 1 to 1710 and encodes 569 amino acids. NCBI's taxonomy places the organism in Eukaryota, Metazoa, Chordata, Testudines, Emydidae. Gene Ontology annotation, molecular function: protein binding. The record is from RefSeq and is a predicted model, not a curated record.
AUGAGCAGCAGCCCCGCCAGUGGCGUCUCCCUAGAGGGGAUCUCGCUGGAUUCCUCGGAGGAGUCCGAGCUCCGCAGGGAAGCCAUGCAGCAGGUGCUGGACAACCUGAGCGACCUGCCCAACUCCACCGGGGCGGCUGACCUGGAUCUCAUCUUCCUCCGCGGCAUCAUGGAGAGUCCAAUAGUAAGAUCCUUGGCUAAGGCUCACGAGUGCCUGGAGGAGACCAAGCUGGAGGCCGUGAGGGACAAUAACGUAGAGCUGGUGCAGGAGAUCCUGCAGGACAUCGCCCACGUCGCCGGGAGCAACAGCGCGGCCGCCGAGCUGGCAGGCAUCCUGCAGGAGCCCCACUUCCAGUCUCUCCUGGAAACCCACGACUCGGUGGCCUCCAAGAGCUACGAAACGCCCCCACCCAGCCCCCACCUGGACCCCAUGUUCAACAACCAGCCGGUGCCGCCGGAUGCCGUGCGCAUGGUGGGGAUCCGCAAGACGGCCGCAGAGCACCUGGGCGUGACCUUCCGGGUGGAGCGGGGCGAGCUGGUGGUCGCCCGCAUCCUGCACGGCGGCAUGAUCGACCAGCAGGGCCUGCUGCACGUGGGCGACGUCAUCAAGGAGGUGAACGGCAAGGAGGUGGGCAACGACCCCAAGGUGCUGCAGGAGAUGCUGAAGAACGCCACCGGCAGCGUGGUCCUCAAGAUUCUGCCCAGUUACCAGGAGCCUCCCCUGCCCCGGCAGGUGUUUGUGAAGUCCCACUUUGACUACGACCCGGCCAGCGAUAACCUCAUCCCCUGCAAGGAGGCAGGGUUAAAAUUCACGGCCGGGGACCUGCUGCAGAUCGUCAACCAGGACGACCCCAACUGGUGGCAGGCCUGCCACGUGGAGGGCGGCAGCGCCGGCCUCAUCCCGAGCCAGCUGCUGGAGGAGAAGCGGAAGGCGUUUGUGAAGCGCGACCUCGAAGUCCCCCCCACAUCCGGUGCCCUGUGCGGCAGCAUCAGCGGGAAGAAGAAGAAGAGGAUGAUGUACCUGACCACGAAAAAUGCAGAGUUUGACCGGCACGAGCUGCUAAUCUACGAGGAGGUGGCCCGCAUGCCCCCGUUCCGCAGGAAAACCCUGGUGCUGAUCGGGGCCCAGGGCGUCGGGCGGCGCAGCCUCAAGAACAAACUCAUCAUGUCGGACCAGGCGCGCUACGGGACCACCAUCCCGUACACUUCGCGGAAGCCCAAGGACCAGGAGAGGAACGGCCAGGUCUACUGCUUUGUGUCGCGGGGGGAGAUGGAAGCGGACAUCAAGGCUGGCCGCUACCUGGAGCACGGGGAGUAUGAGGGGAACCUCUACGGCACCAAGAUCGACUCCAUCCAUGAGGUGGUGGAGUCCGGCAAGAUGUGCAUCCUGGAUGUGAACCCGCAGGCGGUGAAGGUGCUGAGAACAGCCGAAUUCGUCCCCUACGUGGUCUUCAUCGAAGCCCCGGACUAUGAGACGCUCCGAGCCAUGAACAAGGCGGCACUGGAGAGCGGCGUGGCCACGAAGCAGCUCACGGAGGCGGAUCUGAAGCGGACGGUGGAUGAGAGCUGCCGCAUCCAGCGUGGCUACGGGCACUACUUCGACCUCAGCCUGGUCAACGACAACCUGGAGUGGACAUUCCAGCAGCUGCAGGAGGCCCUGGAGAGGCUGCGGGCAGAGCCCCAGUGGGUCCCCGUCAGCUGGGUUUACUAG